Molecule: messenger RNA, 436 nt
Organism: Eurytemora carolleeae
Lineage: Eukaryota; Metazoa; Arthropoda; Copepoda; Calanoida; Temoridae
Exons: 4
Coding region: 23-364 (113 amino acids)
Source: RefSeq, a predicted model, not a curated record
UGAAAAAAAAACACUGUUUAGAAUGAAGUUCUAUGUCGCCUGUUGUGUUCUUUUCUGCGCAGUAACCUUUGAGAUUGCUCAUGCUCAACUUGAGGUUCAGGUCAAAAGUUCUGACUUCAACCGUGCAGUCCAGAACAGGUUCUGCUGCCUGAUUGCUCAAUCACAAUGUGCUUCAGCCUGUUCAGGACAAUCCUGCUCUGCAACCUGCAAUGGAAGAUGUGGUUUCUUGGGAUUGUUUACAUGCGGACCAUACACUUGCUCAGGAAUUGCAGCUAGUACUUGUACUACAACUACUACCACCACCACCACCACAACAACACCAACAACAACUACCGCAACAACAGCAGCAGCAGCCGGACCAUGAAUGAAAUGAAUGAAAUGAUUAAAAUAAUUGGCAAAUAAUUAGUUUAGCUUUAAAUAAAGUUUAGCAUAAAAA